AGGUAUAUAAACAGUCCCAAACAGCUUUACGGUAUCUGCACACAGCUGACUAAACAAGAUGAAGCUCUGCAUCCUCCUCAUUUCCGGGACCCUGCUUGUCCUCACUCAUGGAAUGCCACCAAUCAGCAGAGACUACAACACACACUGCCGCUGCCUUCAGGUGGAGUCGAGGAUCAUCCCUCCGGACAACCUGAGGAGCAUCAAGCUCUUCCCCGAAGGGCCCCACUGCCCCGAUAUAGAAGUCAUAGCUGGACUGGCCAACGGGGAGAAAGUUUGCCUGAACCCUCGGUCCUCCUGGGUGAAGAAGCUGAUCCACUUUGUCCUCGAGAAGCAACUUCAUCAGCAGGGAGCGGCACUUCCAAAGAAUCGAGAAUAAUAUCUUGAUACAAAUGAACACAGUUUGCAAUUUCUGCGACAAUGAGCCAUGCUGUUUCACUUCAAUGAAUAACACUCAGGUUGUUUAAUUUUAAAUAACUUCUUUUUGUUGUUGGUGUCAUACCUCUUUUAACAUUUUUCUUUUUUUUAAAUGACAUUGAUUCUUGAUUAAUAUCGUCUAAGCGUUAGAAGUAUAAGUGCGUGAUUAUGUUAUGGAAGUCAAUGGAAAGUAAGCAAGAGUUGGAAGACUUUGUGUUCGGAAGGUAUUUAAUUGUGUGACUGUGCAGAAUGUUUUUGAAAGCAGACACUGUAUAUAGCAUGAAAUCUGUAAUAUUCUAUUAUGUAACAUCAUUCCUGUGUAACUGUGUGGAGCUUCUCCAACAAUAGCAAUGUGGGGCUUAAAAAACCCCCAAAUAAAAGGUUUAAAAAGUUAGGGGUCAGGAGAUAAUCUGUUUAAAACUUAAAGAUUGACAGUGUUGCUGACAAUAUCUCAUAUUAUGACCAGGUGAAUAGGUAUCUACUGCUGUGCUUGUUAAUAAAACCAACUAAUGUAAUUCAUGUGAUUGCAUUCAUCGCCUGCAAUUCUUAAGUUAUCAGUGUUUCUCUGUCAAAAAGACUAAUGUUUGCAGGCACAGUAGUUAAAGCCAAUCUAACUUAAAAAAGAAAAAACUUUAUUUAUCAAUGCAUGUGUGCCCUGUUUACACUCACACAGUUACACAGGGACAUUUGGGAGUUAAUGUCUCUGCUCAGGAUAAAGUGGGGAUUGAACCCUGAUGGCAGACUGUUGAAUUUAUGUAUAUUUCCCAAAUUCACAUAUUUGUCUCAGAUGACAUGACAAUUCUUAAGACAAAAAUAUU
Anoplopoma fimbria (sablefish) is the source of this 1232-nucleotide messenger RNA. It is a transcript of the gene cxcl19, whose product is annotated as chemokine (C-X-C motif) ligand 19. Gene Ontology annotation, molecular function: CXCR chemokine receptor binding; chemokine activity. The record is from RefSeq and is a predicted model, not a curated record. Bases 59 to 376 code for a protein of 105 amino acids. Gene Ontology annotation, cellular component: extracellular region. The transcript is spliced from 3 exons. Gene Ontology annotation, biological process: cellular response to lipopolysaccharide; neutrophil chemotaxis; chemokine-mediated signaling pathway. Lineage: Eukaryota; Metazoa; Chordata; Actinopteri; Perciformes; Anoplopomatidae.